Molecule: messenger RNA, 885 nt
Organism: Talaromyces marneffei
Lineage: Eukaryota; Fungi; Ascomycota; Eurotiomycetes; Eurotiales; Trichocomaceae
Exons: 3
Coding region: 1-885 (294 amino acids)
Cellular component (GO): intracellular anatomical structure
Molecular function (GO): oxidoreductase activity, acting on NAD(P)H, oxygen as acceptor
Source: RefSeq, a predicted model, not a curated record
AUGGCCGACUCUCCUCUCGACCAGAAUGCUGUCUUUGUGCACGACAACAGCGUGCCUCCUGUGCAUAACAGUUUGUUUUCACUUUUCUCGCUCAAAGGAAAGACUGCUAUCGUCACCGGUGGUGGUGCCGGUAUCGGUCUUGCUGUCGCCCAGGGUCUCGCAGAAGCCGGUGCCAACAUUGCUUUGUUCUACAACACAAACGAGAAGGCACCAGAGCGUGCUGCUGAGAUCGAGAAGCAGUAUGGUGUCAAGGCCAAAGCAUACCAAGCCGAUCUGCGUGACCAGAAGAAGGCCGAGGCUACCAUCAACGAGGCCGUUAAGGACUUCAACGGCCGCCUCGACGUUUUUAUCGCCAACGCCGGUAUUCCAUGGACCCAAGGUGCCACUGUUGACGGUCCCAUCCAACACUACCUCGAUGUUGUUCAGACCGAUCUCGACGCUACCUGGUACUGCGCUCGCGCUGCAGCUGCUCACUGGCGACGACAGAAGGAGGAGGGUACCGACUUGAACGGUAACAAGCUCGAGAACUUCACAUACGGAAGCUUUGUCGCUACUGCUUCCAUGAGCGGUCACAUCGUCAACAUUCCCCAACUUCAGGCUCCUUACAACGCCGCUAAGGCCGGUGUCCGUCACCUCGUCAAGUCUCUCUCCGUUGAGUGGCCCAAGUUCGCUCGUGCCAACACUAUCUCUCCCGGAUACAUUGCCACCGAGAUCUCCAACUUCAUUCCUCGAGAGACUCACGACCUCUGGAAGUCCAAGAUCCCCAUGGGCCGUGAGGGUAUGCCAGAAGAACUCAAGGGCGCUUUCUUGUACCUUGCUAGCGAUGCCUCCAGCUACACUACUGGAACCGAUAUCAUCGUCGACGGUGGCUACUGUGCCCCAUAA